Lucilia cuprina (Australian sheep blowfly) is the source of this 780-nucleotide messenger RNA. RefSeq lists its product as uncharacterized. NCBI's taxonomy places the organism in Eukaryota, Metazoa, Arthropoda, Insecta, Diptera, Calliphoridae. The record is from RefSeq and is a predicted model, not a curated record. The transcript has 4 exons. The annotation marks the transcript as partial.
AUGGUAAAGCCCCGCCGCCGUUCCGGCUCUAGUAUAGUGGUUUUAGAUAGCGAAGAUUUAAAACCCUGUCUACCCGAUGUUUAUAAUAAUUUACCACAUCUACGACAAACAACAAACGAAGAAGAUACACAAGAAAUUGAUCAGGAAUUGUAUACCACCAUGUUGAAGUCCAUAAAUCAAGAUAAUGGACCUCAUCGUGAGAUGGCUGUGGAUUGUCCCGACAAUUUUAUAGCACGCAAUAAAACACCGCCACGUUAUCCACCACCCCGUCCACCACAGUCGCAAAAACUUAAUAAUGCCUUGAGUUUGAAGGGUAAAACGCUACCGUUAACCCCCAAUCCGAAUGGCAAUGCUGGGGUAGGUUCUCUAGCUUCUACGCCUGACGAUUUGGAAUUAAUGGUUGAUACUUUAUAUCGUAAAGGCUCCUCCUCACAUUCCUCCUCGUUUGAAUGUGAGGUUUUGAGCAAGAAAUCGGGCGAGUCAUAUGAUUCCAUCUCCUAUCGCCAGCUGACUAAUAACAAUAAUAAUCAUCUUAAUAAUAAAGCCUCACCUACCCAGCAUCCUAACAACGCUACCAUCACUACCACCACCACUUCCUCCUCCACGUCGUCUUCUUCACUUCAUAACAAAUCCAAUGGUCUUUCUGCCGAAGUUUUAAAUGGCUGCCUUAAUAACGGCAGUGGUGAUUCUCUUACCAGCAUCACCAGUUCUAGUUCUACUCCUCCACCGGAAUAUGAACUUAAAGAAUUUUCCUCUAAAUCCAGCAUUUUACCUCCCUUA